Messenger RNA from Halichondria panicea, 2166 nucleotides. RefSeq names its product sec1 family domain-containing protein 1-like. The transcript is spliced from 19 exons. Gene Ontology annotation, molecular function: syntaxin binding. The record is from RefSeq and is a predicted model, not a curated record. Gene Ontology annotation, biological process: intracellular protein transport; endoplasmic reticulum to Golgi vesicle-mediated transport. The coding region runs from base 87 to 2027 and encodes 646 amino acids. NCBI's taxonomy places the organism in Eukaryota, Metazoa, Porifera, Demospongiae, Suberitida, Halichondriidae. Gene Ontology annotation, cellular component: Golgi membrane; cytosol.
ACCACAUGUGAUAUGUCAGCUCAACACCCUUUACCAGAAUUGAGAGACCUUUUAGAGAGCAGCUCAGGAGUUCAUCAUCAUUGGGUAUGGCUACGUCUUCAGCUUAUGGUGGACGCUCUGCUCAACAGAACAGCCUUAGAAACAGGCAGAUAGCUGCCUUACAGAGGAUGCUCAAUCUGAACGAGCACACAGUCUCCAAGUCGACAGUUGCCGUGGAACCAGUGUGGAAGGUACUUAUCUAUGACAAGAAUGGAUCUGACAUCAUCUCUCCUCUUCUCACUGUCAAAGAGCUACGUAGCUUAGGAGUCACUCUACAUCUACUCAUUGACUCCCCCCGUGAGCAGAUCAGAGACGCUGUGGCAGUGUACUUUGUCCUCCCAAAUCGUGAGAACAUAGCCAAGAUCUGUCAGGACUGCAAGGCCCAGCUCUAUGACAACUAUUACUUUAACUUCAUCACCCCCAUCUCACGCUCCCUCCUGGAGGACCUGGCCAAGGCUGCUGUUGAGAGCAACUGUGUGGCACAAAUAUCCAAGGUGUAUGACCAGUACUUGAACUUUAUAUCUUUGGAGGAGGACCUGUUUGUCUCCCGACACCAUGACACUAGAGAGCUCUCUUACUACGCUCUAAAUCGUACUGAUGCGCAGGACACUGACGUUCAGAGCAUCUGUGACACACUCGUGGAGUCUCUCUUCUCCGUCUUUGUCACUGCAGGCUCUAUCCCGGUGAUCCGAUGCCCCAAGGGCAAUGCUGCAGAGAUGGUGGCAAUGGGACUAGACAAGAAGAUACGAGACAACUUGAGGGACCCCAGGAGCAGCAUGUUCACCGGGGACAAUAUGGCACAGAUAAGUUUCACUCGCCCCCUCUUGGUGAUACUGGACCGGAACAUUGACCUGGCCACGCCCCUCCACCACACCUGGACCUAUCAGGCCCUCACACACGACGUACUUAGCCUGAACUUGAACCGUGUGACCAUUCCCCCCUCGACAGAGCCGGGACAGCCCUCACUCGAGCAAGAGAAGACGUACGACCUCUCGCCAGCUGAUAACUUUUGGAUGGGCCACAGAGGAAGCCCAUUCCCGACGGUGGCGGAUGCAGUGCAGGGGGAACUAGACGAGUACAAAAAGUCAGAGGAGGAAGUGCUCAAACUCAAGUCUGUGAUGGGAGUGUCCGAAGAAGAUGAUCCUGAUGUAGUAGCGGGGGCACUCACUGACAACACAGCCAAGCUCACAUCAGCAAUCAGUUCUCUACCUGAGUUGCUGGAGCAGAAGAAGAGGAUCGACAUGCACACCAACAUAGCCACAGCUCUACUCGAGGAGAUUAAGGAGCGCAAGCUGGACACCUUCUUUGAAAUGGAGGACAAGAUGAUCACAAAGUCAUCACUGGACAAGUCAGUGUUGGACAUAGUCUCUGAUCCUUCCGCCGGUACACCCGAGGACAAGAUGCGACUUUUCGUUAUUUACUACCUCCUCUCCCCUGACAUGACAGAGGGAGAGCUGACUCAGUACACGGCUGCCCUGGAGAGUGUGGGGGCGGAUGUGCGGCCACUGGAGUACCUCAAGAAGUGGAAGGCAUACACCAAGAUGGCCGCCAACCCGCAGGCACAGCGUCUCGGCUCUCAGACCGCCUCCACUUCCUCCAUGAGCACCAUGUUCUCUAAGAUGAUGAGCACUGGGUCAAAGCUCGUCAUGGAGGGUGUCAAGAGCUUUGUUGUGGGGAAAAAGAAUUUGCCUGUAACUCGGAUAGUUGAUCAGCUCAUGGAGCUCAAGAGUUCGAAGACAACUGACGACUAUCGUUAUCUCGACCCUAAGAUUCUAAGAGUAACUGACAGCUCAUCAAUUCCUAGGAGUAAAACACCUUUCCAAGAAGCAUAUGUGUUUGUGGUUGGCGGGGGCAACUACAUAGAGUACCAGAAUUUGUUGGAGUAUUGUCGGCGAGGCCAGGGGAUCAAGAAUGUCACGUAUGGAACAAGUGAACUCAUGAACGCCAGUCAGUUCCUCAGUCAGCUUUCCAAGCUCGGUCAGAUUUGAGAAGGGUGCUUGUGGACACUGACUGUACAUGUACAAUCAAUUAACUCCUGGUCUAUUUGUAUGCAUGCCUUAACUUUUCAUCGUAUAUGAGCAAGAAUUAUGGCAAUUGAUAACACAAUCAUAAUUAUUAUUACAUUGA